AAGGCACCGCGCCUCCAUUAACCACAAGUCCACACCACAACAACACAACAAACACCUGAGCGUGCAAAACUAGUUACCAAGUGUAGUACACACACUAGCUAGCCAGAUCCACCAAGAAGAAGAAGAUCAUGGAGAGAGUGACGAAGCUAUCCUCCGAAAAGGCGGUGGUGAUCUUCACGGCGAGCGAGUACCCGAUGUGCCACACGGUGACCAGCCUCUUCUCCGACCUCGGCGUGGCGGCGGCGGAGCACGAGCUGGACAAGGACCCCCGGGGCCGCGAGAUGGAGCGGGACCUCGCACGCCGCCUCGGAGGCCGCGCGCCGCCCGUCCCCGCCGUCUUCAUCGGCGGCAAGCUCGUCGGGUCAACCGACAGGGUCAUGUCGCUCCACCUUGGUGGCAAGCUUGUGCCCAUGCUCAAGGCCGCCGGGGCCAUCUGGCUCUGACAACCAAUCUAGCUAGCUGUUGCUAGUAAAUUUUGCAUCCAUGCGUGUGUGCGUAAGAGAAAUGUGUGCGUGAGGUUAAUUCGGCUAAGUUCGAUCCUCAGGUGAGAGAGAUCGAGAGAAUAGAUAAUUUCCCAAGAAGGCGAGAGUAUGAGAAGUUUUUUUUCUCUGCAGCUAGCCAUAAUUAUUAAGGAAUAUGAUAAAUCUAAGUAAUCUUUCAAGGAAAAGUUGACUUGUUUUCUGUUUCCAACUAUUUUUUGGACAACGGUGUACUAUUACAUGCAUGGCAACUAUUACUAGUACCUCCGUUCCUAUAAGAAGUCGUAUCAAUGUAAUAUCAAGCUAACAGAAUUCUCUUUUUGUCAAUCGGUGGGUGACAUGGCAACUCCGAGCGCCAAAGCCAUCCACUUGUCACAGAUCCUGCUUUGUGGGGGAUGAGGGACCUUUAGUGUGCAGUUUCGAUAAUUCGGGGAGAAGAGUAUAUAUAUGAAACAAAAUAGAGAUCAUUUGCAUACUUUUCAUCAAGUUGGGGGCGAAAAAUGUGUAUGAAACACAAAUAGAGACCAUCUGUGUAUUUUUCA
This is a messenger RNA of Brachypodium distachyon (stiff brome), 1021 nucleotides long. Its product is annotated as glutaredoxin-C15. Lineage: Eukaryota; Viridiplantae; Streptophyta; Magnoliopsida; Poales; Poaceae. The record is from RefSeq and is a predicted model, not a curated record. The transcript has a single exon. Bases 129 to 443 code for a protein of 104 amino acids.